This is a messenger RNA of Porites lobata, 2992 nucleotides long. Lineage: Eukaryota; Metazoa; Cnidaria; Anthozoa; Scleractinia; Poritidae. The record is from the annotation of a GenBank genome assembly.
GACAGCUGCCAUGCGCUCAACCCAGCCAAUAAAAAUUGGGGAUCUGUGUUUCAGUCAUUGGUGAAUAGCACUAACAUACAGGAUCAAAUCACGUUCAAGCAGUCACCAUUCAAAACUUCAUGCUUUGCAGUGGAAUUUGGAAAAAAACGGAAUGUGUCAAUAGAAGCUGAGUUUCAAGGUGAUUCUACAAAUUUAAUUUUAUGGUCAUGACAAAUAUCCAUGAUAAUACCAUUUCAAACUUAACAGUGGCCAAAGAGCAAGUUCAAAACAAAAUUCAAAUUUCUUUUUGUAAAAUUCUAAAAAAUAAAUGGUAGUUCACCUGUAUUUUAAAGUUUUUACCAAAAGUUGUUUCAUUUGAAUGUCCAUAGCAUUGAAAGUUAGUGACGUACUGUAUUUGAUUAAUUAAAUACUGCCACUAAUUAAUACCUGUGAACAACACCAUCAAAUAAACGCUCACCCAAUCAGAAGAAUGUGGAGUUUAUGUGAGGAUAAUAAAAGAAUAAACUUGCUUUAAUGAUAUGAUUCUAUUUCAGCAAAAAAGCACCUUACUUUUGUGCAUGUAGAGGGUAAAUAAUAAUGUUGUUAAUCUCUUUCCAUUUUAGUCAUUGACUGGAAAUUUCCAGCAGCAUUUCUAGCAGGCCUUGUCAUCUUUUACAAUGCAGAAAGACUUAGUAGGUAUACUAUCUAAACGUCCCCUUCCACAAUGUAAAUUUUAACAAGAACUUGAUUUGUUAAAGUGAUGAUGAUGAUGAUGAUGAUGAUGAUGAUGAUGAUGGUGUCAGUAAUGACAGUUGAUCCAUUAAGUCUAUUGAGAUGCCAUACCAACUUUCAAUUGCUGCCAAUAGACCUUUGUCAUGGGGUGGCCAUUUUGUGUUAGGAGAUCUAAAAAGCUCUGUUUAUGCAUGGCUAGCCUCUUAGAGAGAACGAGGCUAACUGUUCAUAAACAAAGCUUUUUAAGUCUACUGAGACAAAAUGGUCGCUGCAUGAGGGAAGUCUAUUGUAUGCUUACAACUACACUGUAGCAUUGCGCCUCAAUAGUAGGUCUAGUUGUUUUCCACACCAUAAUUAUUCCUUUGAUCUUGUUAUUGCCCAUGGUGCACUAAAGUAAACUGAUCAAGAGCAGAUUCUAUGGAAAGUCGCACUUUUGUUCUUUGUUGUUGUUCUUGCAAACUUUGUGCACACAAGAUAGCAGAGCUGUGAAUCUGUUGUCAAUGUUUCUUCUAUUAUUAAUAUUAUUAAUGAGCUGUUUUUUCUUUCCAGGAACAGUUUGUUCUUUUAUUCAUCUGGUGUAUUACUUGGUCUUAUCAUGUCACUUCUUCUGCUUGUCUACAUACUGCACAGACUAUUCAUGCUGCACAGACUAAUCCCAGGGGUAAGAAAGAGCGGUGUAGGGUCAAUGUUAAGACCUAGCCCUGGGGUUUUUUCUUUCCAGAAACAGCUUGUUCUUUUAUUCAUCUGGCCCUGGUUGUUCAAGCCUUGGAUAGCGCUCUCCACUGGAUAAAUCACUAUCCAGUGAAUAAGUAUUACGGAAAUCAAUAACGCCAUCCGCUGGAUAGUGAUUUAUCCAGUUGAUAGCGCUACCCAACGUUUGAACAACUGGGCCCUGCUGUAUCACUUGGUCUUAUCAUGUCACUUCUUCUCCUUGUCCACAUCCUACACGGAUUAAUCCCUGGGGUGAGACAAAAGGUUCAACCACUGUUAAGACUUAUCCCUUGGAUAAGACAAAGCAGUUUGGGGGUGAUGUUUUAGACAAAGUCCUGGGGUAAAGCGAGCAGAGGUGAGUGUUAACCCCUGUUAUGCUGGCAAUAGGAAGUUUAAAAAUGUUGAACGUGCAUGUAUGCAUUUGCUUAAGAAUUGUUGUCAAUAUUUCAGCAUAUUGUUUUAUGCCAUUUUCGCAACUGAGGCCGCCGUGUUUACUUGUUGUAUUUUACUGCGUUCGACCUCAUGAGAACGCAGCCUAAUCCCCUCGUUUGGGUGUCCAAGUCAAAAACGGAUGGCAGGACCAAAAGCAUGUCCUUUCGGGAAGUUUAUUGCAUGUACAUGUAUUGGAGGCGUUGUUUUAAAUGUUGUUGUUGUGUGGUCAUUCUUUUCAGAGAGGAGGUGCAUAUGCUGUUUUAAUUGGAGGAUGGAGUCUGGGUGCCUAUUUAAUCCAGUGGAAUUGGAGUAACUUAAAAGACCUUCUACUUAACCACAACCAAUGGGUCAUUGGAUAUCUUGUUGUUAUAGGUAUGUCACUAAACAGACCUAUAGAUAUGAGGACCAGAUUUAACCACAAGUUUUUUCGCGUAUAUUCUCUAAACGUACAUAGACAACCCGGAAAACUUCAUUGUCCUUUUUUGUUUUUUUCAACCGAAACGUUAGUACGGUUAUUUUUAUCGAAGGAGGUUAAGCCCUCCCCCGAUCGCAAAGUGAUACAUUUUCGAACAUUUUAAUAACUUGUUUCCGCCAUUACGACAUUCUUGCUAAAAUCCGUAGUAGAUUGAAGACGGCUAUCGCGCUUUCUCGCCAAAAGAACGCUGGAUCACGCGUGCACACUACUUAAUUCAGUAGUAUUGAGAAAAUCUCGUCUUCGUCGUCGCGCCCUCGUUUUUUUUAAUAGAAUCUAAAGGUCUCUUAUGGGAAAAGGAAAACCUGCAUAUUAAAGAUUAUUAUGGUCGCAUUUUUCAAAAACUCUUACUCUUUGACUGUCGUAUUACGCUCUAUAACAGCAGAGUUUUUUCCUUUCGUCAGGUAUCAGAAGCUUAUGUGUUUGCUGUUGUUACGGCCUAGUCAACGUAUUACGCUGUAUAACAGCUGUGUUUAUUUCCCGCUUUCUUCAGGCCUCAUAAGCUUUGGUGUAUGUUAUUAUUACGGCCCAGUAACCAGCGACCGCGGACUGGAUCUCAUUCGCUGGAUGCUACAGCUUAUAGGAUUGAGCCUACUGUACAUGAGUACAAGGUCAGAUGAGGUCUCCAUAGCUCUGUGUUUUACAGUGGUUUCGUCCCAUAUAAUU